AUGAAGCGGUUUCAGAAAGUCGUCAUGAUCAAAGCCUCGUUGCUAACUGCUGGCCACCUCGGCGCCCUCUGUUCAGCUCUCUCGGGGAAGGACCCUAACAAGCCCUCCAAGAAGAACAAGGAUGCCAAAGACGGAGCCGCCUCGCCGGCAUCUUCCCGCGAUGCGAAUCAGUCUCCCGUCUUGACGCCCGCCUCGUCCACAUCAACGCUCAACGACAUCCGAAACAAACCUCUACCCCUAGCAACGCCGGCUUCCGUUCGGGAGCUCUUUAUGCAGAAGAUUGACCAAUGUAACGUCAUCUUUGACUUCAAUGAUGCAAGCGCCGACAUGAAAUCCAAGGAGAUCAAGAGGCUUGCCCUCCACGAGCUCCUCGACUAUGUCGCCAACAAUCGCCAGGUUAUCGGCGAAGCAUUUGACCCAGAAGAGGAUGAGCCAGUGCUUGAGGUUGCCUGGCCCCAUAUCCAAGUUGUCUAUGAGUUCUUCCUCCGCUUUAUUGAGAGCCAAGAUUUCAACACCAACAUUGCCAAGGCAUACAUUGACCACAGCUUCGUCCUCCAGCUGCUGGAGCUCUUCGAUUCUGAGGAUCCGCUUUUGAAUCUGCGAUCCUUUAUCCGAAAAUCCAUCAACAACGUGUUUUUCCAGUUCACCUAUGAGACGGAGAGGUUCAAUGGCAUCGCCGAGCUUCUCGAGAUUCUAGGGUCCAUCAUCAACGGAUUCGCCCUCCCUCUCAAAGAGGAGCACAAGACCUUCCUCACCCGCGUUCUCCUCCCGCUCCAUAAGGUCAAGAGCCUCAGCAUGUACCACCCUCAGCUCGCCUACUGUAUCGUGCAAUUCUUAGAAAAAGAUGCUUCUCUCACUGAAGAGGUUGUUCUCGGACUGCUCCGCUACUGGCCCAAAGUCAACAGCACCAAGGAAGUCAUGUUCCUCAACGAGGUUGAGGAUAUUUUCGAGGUCAUGGAUCCUGCAGAGUUUGCCAAGGUCCAAGAGCCCUUGUUCCACCAGUUGGCCAAGUCGGUCGCUAGCCCCCACUUCCAGGUUGCCGAGCGCGCGCUGUACUUCUGGAAUAACGAGUAUUUCUGCAAUCUCGUUAGCGAUAAUGUCGAGAUCAUCUUACCCAUUAUGUUUGCUCCCCUGUACGAAAACUCUAAGGGACACUGGAACAGGACAAUUCACGGAAUGGUAUAUAAUGCUAUGAAGCUGUUUAUGGAGAUCAACCCCCAGCUCUUCGACGACUGUUCCCACGAGUACACGGAGCAACAAAAUUCGGCGGCUGCGCGUGAAAACAUGCGGCAGCGAAAGUGGCAGGCUAUCGCGGAACAGGCAAACCAGCGAAGGCUAACCAACGGUGCCAACGGUCGAGGCCACUCGGGCUCCGUCUCCCGGCCCGGCGACGUCGAUCCUGCUUCUGAUGAUAACCAGAAGCGCCUAGACUCGUUAAAGCUCCAAGAUGGUGAUCGUAGAGAGCGCCUUCCCGCCCUCCACGAGAGGCAACAGUCGACAGGCUCCGCACGAAGUGGGCGAUGA
Molecule: messenger RNA, 1524 nt
Organism: Parascedosporium putredinis
Lineage: Eukaryota; Fungi; Ascomycota; Sordariomycetes; Microascales; Microascaceae
Source: the annotation of a GenBank genome assembly